Messenger RNA from Spodoptera exigua (beet armyworm), 1452 nucleotides. The record is from the annotation of a GenBank genome assembly. Lineage: Eukaryota; Metazoa; Arthropoda; Insecta; Lepidoptera; Noctuidae.
AUGGGGUUGUCUAAAGAAGAGAAAAAGGCCAGAAAAGAAGCAAAAAAACUAGAGAAGUUAAGGCAAGAAAAUGAAGCUCGGAAGCAACUUAAGCGUGAAGAGCUAAAUCGCGAGAUCGCUGCACAGGCUUUGAAACGUGGAGAACUCGAUAAAAGUUGGCGCGCGAUGAUGUUGAAAAUAAAAGAACCAAUAUUUAGACAAGAUAUCGAAGUAAUGUGGCACGUCUUCGAAAGAUCUUACGAUAAAAAAGAUCACAUCAUUGGUUAUACAAUUAAGCUUAUGGACGUUGCUGAUGACCAAUUUCAACGAACAGUGGCAAGCUUUUGCGAUACAAUCGAUAGAAUGAUUAAUAAAUUUUUGUCUGACUUGGAGGCCUUGUCAAAAGAAAAUGAUCUAGCAACGAGUGACUUACUAAAAAGAGCUGAAGACGAAGCAGCGCAAUUAAUGUCUGACCACACUGCAGCUGAAACACAUUUACAGCUCCUACUUUAUCAUGCUUAUAAUGUAUCUGAUACCUUAGCGUGGACUACAAGGGGUGAAAACAUGGUAAAGGCAGAUGAAGAACGUAACAAAUACCUAGCUGAACGAGAAAAUUUACGCUCUUUUCUUGAGAAUACUUACAAUGCAGUUUGGGAUCAAUAUAAGGCUGUGCUUAAAUCAUACGUUAUGGGUACUGUUGAAAAUCAAAAAGCAGUACGAAAGCUAAGGCGAAAGGAAAAUAUGAUGGCUGAUAUAAUUGCUUCCCAAAAAAAGAAAAUCGCUAAUAGUGAUGGUCUGCUCAAAAAAUUACGUACGGAAUUAAACGCUUAUGAGUCUGGUACCAAACAGGCCGUGUUUCGAGAACGUCGUGACAGGCAUAGAGAUGCUUGUUUACGUUUGAAACAUCAAAUGUACAAUGGAGUUGCCACAGAUGUUAAACAAUUGGGUUUGUUAGUAAAAGUGUCUGAUGAGACUGUAGAGUGGUUGGAAAAAGCUUUUGAAAAAGUAGAUAGAAUUUUGCGUAUGGCAGCGCUAUGUCGAAAGUUUGAAACGCAACGGGAAAAGGUUCUUCCUUUCGGUUCGGAUUUGCCUCAUUCUCCUGCCGCAUCAAAAUUAAACGUUCGUAGACAACAAUCAGAUGACUCGCUGGUAUUGAAUGCUAUCACAACAACAAGUGGUUUAACAAGACUCUGGCAUAGAAUAUCCAAAGCGGAAUUGACAAAAAGAGCACUAUAUCGUGAAAAACAGUUGUUAGAAGAAGAAAACGCUUUAAUUUUAAACAAGAUCCAAGAAUAUAAUGAGAAAAAAAUUAACAUUGACCCCAAAAAAUGUAUUUGCACAAAACCAAAUGCUGAAGAAAGAGUCUUUUUCCAAAAAUCUGAGCAUCCUGUAGCAAUAGACGCAAAACUAGAAGCAACUAAAUUGCAACUUCAUUCCAAAAACAAUUUUAAAGGAGAACUAAAUAUGUAUUAA